Cyanistes caeruleus (blue tit) is the source of this 8680-nucleotide messenger RNA. RefSeq names its product aryl hydrocarbon receptor-like. Gene Ontology annotation, molecular function: nuclear receptor activity; transcription cis-regulatory region binding; protein dimerization activity. Gene Ontology annotation, biological process: response to xenobiotic stimulus; xenobiotic metabolic process; regulation of transcription by RNA polymerase II. The record is from RefSeq and is a predicted model, not a curated record. Gene Ontology annotation, cellular component: nucleus; aryl hydrocarbon receptor complex. Lineage: Eukaryota; Metazoa; Chordata; Aves; Passeriformes; Paridae.
GAACAUCCCCUGGGACGGGAAGCUUCACACCGGAGAAUGUUGUGGAUCACGGGACACUUGGGGACCCUUGUCACCUUCUGAGAUGUUGCUCCAAGUGAGCCCAGUACCUUCAGCUUAUGUGUGAAUGUCCCGUACUUGGGAACGGAGCCUUCACAGCUGAGCCAUUUAGUAGGGGAGGACAUUGGCAUGAUAAAGACUUCUCCGCAUAGCAGGAUUUGCCUCUUAUUAGCCUUUUCCCUUAUCUGCAAGCCCUUCUGCAGCUGCAGGCCGCUCAGCGAACGGCUGGCAAAGCACUGCGUGGAUUGUUCGAGCCCUUAGCACCCACGGUCCAGUACCUCCCCUUCGCCACCCUCACAUCCCCACCCACCCGUAGCUCCCUGCUCACCGCCACCCACAGCCCUUUCACCUCCUCAUUAACCCACUCCAUCAGCGCCCAGAUCCCUUCCCAGCUCCAUCACACAUCAGUCCCCUGCCGCCCUAAAUCCCCGUCCAUGCCCCAUCGCCCCCCUCGCCGGGGGCGGGCCGUUCCCAUUCCCGCUCCCGCUCCCAUUCCCGCUCUCGCUGCCUCUCUCCCUGAGGGAGCGGCGCGGCCGGCCCGGUCAUGUACGCGGGGCGCAGGCGGAGGAAGCCGGUGCCGCGGGUGACGCGGCAGGGCCCGGCCGAAGGCGGCGGCUCCAACCCGUCCAAGCGGCACCGGGAGCGGCUGAACCGGGAGCUGGAGCGGCUGGCGGGGCUGCUGCCCUUCCCGCCCGACGUGGUGGCCGGGCUGGACAAGCUGUCGGUGCUCCGCCUCAGCGCCGGCUUCCUGCGAGCCAGGAGCUUCUUGGGCGUUGCUCUGAAGAAUCCUGGUGCCAAAGAAGCCCAGACGGACGCAGCCUGUGGCAUUGGACCGGCUCCAGGCUCAGCAGCGGUUCCAGAGGGUGAGCUGCUCCUACAGGCUCUCAAUGGCUUCGUGCUGGUGGUGACAGCAGAAGGGCUGAUAUUUUACUCCUCACAUACAAUCCAGGACUACCUGGGAUUUCAUCAGACAGAUGUCAUGCACCAGAGCGUCUUCGAGCUGAUCCACACUGAGGACCAGCCGGAGUUCAGGCGCAACCUCCACUGGUCUGUGGACCCACCACUCACUCCCAAGGGUGAGGCUCCUCCAGCAGCGGGGAAGAGUCUUGACUCUUCUGCUGCCAUCUACAAGCCAGAUCAGCUGCCCCCAGAAAACUCUUCCUUCCUGGAGAGGAGCUUUGUGUGCCGCUUUCGCUGCCUCCUGGAUAAUUCCUCCGGCUUCCUGGCAUUAAACCUUCAAGGCAGGCUGAAAUUCCUUCAAGGGCAGAACAAAAGGUCUGAAGAUGGCUCUGCCCUGGCCCCCCAGCUCGCUCUGUUCGCCAUCUCCACACCCCUGCAGCCCCCAUCCAUCCUGCAGAUCAGAACCAAGAACAUGAUCUUCAGGACCAAGCACAAGUUGGACUUCACCCCCUUGGCGUGUGAUGCCAAGGGGAAGAUCGUCCUGGGCUACACCGAGGCAGAGCUGCGGAUGUGUGGUACCGGGUACCAGUUUGUCCACGCUGCUGACACGCUGUACUGUGCUGAGAACCACGUCAGGAUGAUGAAGACGGGGGAGAGUGGCCUGACAGUGUUCCGGCUGCUGACCAAGGACAACCGCUGGAAGUGGGUGCAGGCCAACGCACAGCUUGUCUACAAGAACGGCAAACCCGAAUACAUUGUGGUCACACAGAGACCCCUUGUAGAUGAAGAAGGAGGAGAGCACCUUCAGAAGCGGUCCAUACAUCUUCCCUUUACCUUUGCUACAGGAGAGGCACUUCUAUACCAAAGCUCUCACCCUCUCCCAGGCUUCCCUGACCUUUUCCAAAGCAAAGGGAAGCCCAGCAAGUCCAAGAAGCCCUCCUGCAGCCAUGUAGGGCGCUCCCAGAAGAACAGCAUUGACCCCAGGUCUCUACUUGGCGCCGUGGUGCGACAGGACAAGGUGGUGUACGCCUCCCACCUAGCUUCCCCUCCCAACCCUUCCUUCAGCAGCACUCUCCAGCUUGGGGGCGAGUCCUUGCCAGGAGCAGGAGGGGAUGCAUGGAGUAUGGCCACAGCUCCAGUUUCUUCAAGGGGCAGCAGCCUCCAAGAGAAGCUGCUGGAUUUGCAGCAGGAGGACUCUCUCUUGGCCACCAUGGACUUGCUCUCAAUUAAGAGUGACAAGCGCUGUUCAGACAAGCUCUUCAGUGAUUUGGAGGGCCUGGGCUUGCAUGCUGAGGACCUGGAGCUCCUGCUGCUAGAUGAGAAAAUGGUGAUGGUCAGUAUGGACCCAGACCAGUCCCUGUCCCUGAACAACAGCCUGGCCGGCAACCAGAAUCUCUCCUACGUCCCCAGGCCUCUGGUGGAUGAGCAUGAGGGAGGGCAGCAGGUCUGUCCCUUGCCAGGCAUGUCCCCCGGCCCACAGGGAGGCACUGCUACAUGCUACAUGGAGAACAAGGACUCGAGGUGGCACCUGGCACAGGGUGCAGGGCAGCACAGCACUGCCCUGAGCAAGCCCCCUGGCCCGCUGUGGGAGCAGCCCCUCGGUGCUGUGAAAGGGCUGCUCCCAGAGCUGGCUGAGCAGGAAGAGCUGCCCAGUGGCUCCCAGUGGAGACCAGCCAGGGAGGAGACUGUGCUCCACUUCCAGCCAGCACAGAGCACCUCAUGGGACAGGGCCCCCAGCUCAGCCCCUGGAGCCCACUGCCCACAGGAAAUGCCUGGGGCCCAGCAGUUGCAAGGAGACUUCCCAGCCAUGCAGCCCCUCCAAGAGGAUGCCCAUCAGUCUUUCCCCCUGUCCAGCCAGUACCAGGACCAUGUGGCACUGCCCAGCUGGCCAAAACACCGUCACUUGCUGCUGAAUGGGGUAUGUGGCCACAGCCCUAACUCCUCUCCACUCCCCAGCCCAUGGCAGGACUACGUUUGCCCGCUGCUGGGCUCUCCAGCUCAGCCUGGCGUUCAUGGCCUCAGCCAAAACGUGCACUCCCAGCCCCAGGGCUGUUUGGGCCCUGGGCCUGGUGUACCCCCACAGCACUUGGACCUGAAUGGAUUAUGCACCCUGGAAGGUGCCGGCACUGGAGACUCCUGGGAAGAGUUAGCUCCAUACCCCAGGUUUUUUCCCCCUUCCUACCAGCUUAUUUCCGAAAAGCAGCUGAGCCCUGGUCUCUCCGUGCCUCAACACCCUUUCCCCAGCUCAGCUGCAGGGCACUUAGGGAGCGUCAGCAGCCCUCUGGAGACUCUGAAUUCCUGUAGGACACAAGCCCCUGUGCUGAGCCAGGAGGACAGGCACUGGCCCCGCAGCAGCUGUGGUUUGCCCAGCUCUCCCAUGGGACUGCCCCAAGACCACCCAGUGCUAGGGGGAAGCCUGGCACUGCCCUGCCAGCCUCAGUCCCAAGCAGAAGUGCUGCCGGAUCCCACUCACGCCUCCAGGGGGGACUUCUGUCUCUAGGAGAGAUGGACAAAGUAGGACUGUUCCCUGGUGAAGGAGCUGCCUUCAAGCUGCAGAUAACAAACCUUCCCCACUGCUGUGCACAUCCUGCGGGUGCUACUGAUGUUGGUUGCUUUGGGUCACCUGGGGGUUUUUGCUCUUCUCUCAACUUCCCACCAUCCUGCUCCCUGUGCUGUUCUUGUCUUGGUGUCUGUGGUGUGGGGUGGGACAGCAGCAGGGCUGGAGGACAGAUUUCCCAGGGCACUGGAGCAACCUGAGCUGUGAUUGCAGGUCAGCCUACAAGUACAACCAAAACUUUGUAUUUACAUACAUGAUCCAGCAUGGAUACCAGCCUCGCAUGUCCUAAAAAAAGAGACAGAAAAUGUUUUCACCUCUGGUAUUAAAUCUCCUGCCAUCCCAGCCAGGUAUCAGUGGCUGUGGCCAUGUUGUACAGAUACUGCCUGUUUUUAUAAGGAAAAUCAGCCCUGUAUCAUGUUCUUGUGUUGCUCUGCUCCUUCCCCACCUCAGCUUUCCCUGUGUCCCAGGUGUUCCCAGUGUUUGGGAUCCAGGUUAGAGCUCCUGUAACAAACACCCUGGCUUUUGUGUACUGUACAAGACAUGCCCAGGUUGGCUCCUAAGCUGAUUUUCUCUGGGUGCUGGCCUCUCAGGUACCCUCAGACUUCAAGUCUCAAAGUUUUCAGUUAAAAACCAGAAACUUCAGUAAGAUAAAGUAAGUAUAAUGCUGCUUAAUUGUAAGUACUGAGAGAGUGGUAUCUUCCCACAGAAAAAAAACCCACAGCCCAUAUGUGUGUAUAUAAUAUGAAUUGACAGAUUUUAUUUUUAUGCCACUCCAGUGGAAGGAAAAAACAACCUCUUAGCAUCCCAAAGCAGCGUCCAGUGGAAUGGGAUGAAGAGGUUGUUUAAAAGAUCAGAAACACAGUGAUUCUUUAAGAAACCUGGCAAAGCUUAUCUCUCCUCCUGCUUGCCCAGCUUUGGAUUCAUACGGAUUCUUACUGGUUUUGUUUCAAUAAAUGGUUUUGGAGAUCUUCCCUGAUGUUUCCCUUGCUGGUUGUGUCUCUUCCCAAUCUGGAGCACAUCAGGGUUUGCUGGCUGCAGCACUGGAGCUCAGGCCUUGCCACUGGUUACCUGGGACACGAUGGGUCAGGUUGGAAGGGAUCCCAAGGAGCACUUGGAGCCUUUAGGAUGCACACAGUCCAUCUGCCAGCUCCUGCCAGGAGUGUUUGAAAAGAAUUGGGAAAUCUGACAGAGAAGGCCAGGAUGAGGAUAUGUGAGACAUAGCCUGCAGCAAAAGGGGGCUCCUGUCUCAAACCAGCUGGGAAAGGUUACAUCUGAUACCGGCUGCAUCCAUGAGGCUGAAAGCACCGGUCCCCAGCUGCCAUCACGGAGGCCAGGAUGUAUCCCUGGGCCCCAGGGUAGCAGAGAGCAAGGUCCAAAGACUUUCCAAGCCUGGCUGGAAGGAUAUAAAGAAUGAUGGAGCACAUCAACUGUCAUCCUGGGGUGAAGGACCAGCACAUGGCCAGCAGCAGGACUGAAGCUCCUGCAGCAAAGAAGGCUUUGAAGAAACAUGGAAGGGAGGCCAGGCAAGGCUGUGGCAAGCUGGGAGAGGAACAGGCCAAGCAUCAUCUAUGCUGGCUGAGCUCCCGUGGAGGAUGUGCACGAGUUAACAUCACAACUGUGAGGACCACAUAUCUCCUUCUGAACUUCAAAUUUCAUGACCUCAAUGCAUAUCCUUAAUGACCAAAAGCAUCCUUCUGAAUUUUAAGAAAACAUGAAUCCAGCUGAGUGCUCAUCAGUUAAUUGGAAUAUGAGAAGAGAAAAUAAUUUCCCUGUCCAGUGGGUGGUAGGCAACCAAAGGCCAUGGGGCUCUUUGUGGACACAGUUUAGUGGCAGGCUUGGCAGUACUAUGGGAAUGGUUGUGUUCAAGGGCCUCCAGAGGGCUUUUCCAACCUUAGUGAUUCCCUGAUUCUGUGGUUCUACUGCCAUCCUGUGUCACUUGGUGCAGGCCUUGUACCAAGCACAGCCAUUCUGCUGCUCCUUAUCUUCAAGGACCGGUCCAGAGGUUUCAUUCAACACAAAGAGCUCUCAGUUUCUCCCUGUCGCACCAGCCCCUAGCAAGAAACUUCUCAUAGUUCUGGGCAAGAGAGUGGGAUUAUGGUAAGAGGACAGCUCUUCCCAUUCCCUGGGAGUGCAUGUCCCAGUGUAAUAAAAUGAAAACAUAACCAUCAUAGUAUGCUUUUCUCUGUGUUUGCUUUGGCCACGCUGAGAUUUCAGUCCCUAAAAUUCCUGCUGUCUCCCACAGUGGCUGGGUAUGCCCAGCCUCAGUAACUGUCCCAUGAGCUUCCCCUCCAUCUUGGCCCCUGUGGCUGGAAGCAGAGACCCACAGGCUUUAGCUGGAACCACCAAGAGCAGCACAGCAGCUUGGAGCAGCCUUCCCUCUGGGAGCCACCCGGCUAAUGAGCUGUGACAUGGGCAGGUCACCCUGUCUGCAGUAAACCCUGAGCAGGCCGUUGCCAGAGGCAGUUCCAGACUUUGGGGUUUGCGGAUAACCUUGUCAGCAGGCUGGUUGUUCUGCCUGUCUGGGCUUUGUCUGUCCCUACAUACGGUGACGCUGACAGCAGCAAUGCCAGACAUUUCCCUGUGAGGCAUGCAGGGGCGAUGGAUGUGCCUCACCACCCUCGCAGCAAGGAGUCUCUUCCUAAUACCUGAUCCAAACCUGCCCUCUGUCACUUGGGAGAGCUGCUUGGAUUUCAUGGGAAUGAGGAGUUUUGGUGUGUUUGAACAGAAAAAAAACCACAUUUCUGGGGGUGGCAGGUGCAUUGUGUCCCUGUCUUUGCCUUAUCUCAGAUGAUCUCUAAGAUCUGCUCCAACCCUAACCAUUCCAUGACUCUGAGGUCCCUUCAGUAGGGAAAAUUCUGAUUUGCAGCCAAGACUUAGCUCUCUGUUUGGAAGAUGUGUAUAUUAUACACAAGAUUGGCAGGGAUAGCCAACAAUUUCCUUUAAAAAACACAAGCAGAGAAGAAAACUGGUUUCAAAUGCAGUGAAUGUUCAUUUCAGUGUUUGCCGAUUCCAGGAAAAAAAAUGCUGGCAUUUUUGUUGAAAUAGCGAUUUAAAAUGUACUUUGUAUUGCAAAGGUUUGGACUUCUACAAAGAAUUAGGUAUUUACUUGACAUCUUCUAAAUCCUGUGUCCUAAACAUGGUAUUUUCCCCAAGCUACACUUGAAGUCCUUUAUGGGGUUUUAAUCCUCUGUUUCUGCAGAAGUGUUUUUUUUUUCUCCCACCUCGUGUAAGGUCCCAGAGCUCUUCCUGUGAUUCCCUUGUGCUGUUUCCUGGAGUUCACUUUGUACUCAAUGUGUUUGAAAUCCCCAAGAAUGUCUUGUUCCACUUUAGCACUUAGAAGUGCAUGGGAUGCCCAUGGUGUCCCCACCCCACAUAACCUCACAAACUCCAAUAUGUGCAGGGGUCUAAGAGUGGCAGGAUACUGAUUGUUUUUUUCCCUGUGAGCUUUUGCCUUGAGAGAGAGUUCCCUCAGCCCCAAGACCUGCCAUUUCCCUGGGAGUGCAGUGAGAUCUCCAGGGUUAUAUGCCACACGUGUGGCUUGGCUGAAAAUCUCACCAAAGACAUCACCUUGGUGUGGGGGGUUGUUAAUUGAUUUGAGAGUACCUACCCCUCUUUUUGGAAAUAGCCUGAUUCUCCCUGAUGUUGCUCUGUAAGAGUCUCUACAAAGGCUCUUCCGAUGCUUCCCAGAGCAACACCAGAGGAAGAACAGAGGGUGAAGGAAAGCUUAGUAGGUACUCAAAAAACUCACCGCCACCCACAUUCCCUUGGCUGAGCUAGAGCUUGGCAUUCCCACCAUGUGGAUCAGUCACUGGAGAUCCAGGGCUGAGCUUCAGGAGCUGGGGCUGAGUAGAGAUCCCAGUAGAGGGGCUGGUCAGGGCCACCAAGGUUUAUUAGUGCCCUCAGGGCCCUGACACAGAUGAGGAGAGACUCCUUGACAGCAGUUUUGGGAUUAGCAGCUCCCUGACUGGAAACUUUUGGUGAGGAGGGAGAAUUGUGAGGUGAGAUGAGGUAUGAGCUGAUCAUUUCCACAGGGAACGAGGAACCAGCAAGUUUGGAUGUUCAACCGAAGUCACUUCACUGGAGAAGUUACUUCUGCUUUUCUAAAAGUACACCCUUGAAAAUCUUUCCAAGUUGGGCAGCCAAGAGCAAAGCCACUCAGAGCCACCAGUUGCUUUGGAAAGUUGGCACCAUAGUGGAAAAUGCUGCAGACACCUGGCAAGUCACACUGGGCAGUAAAAAGAUGCUCCCUGGAGCUGCUGUUUGUGCAUGGUCCUAUGUGCUUGUGUGGGUUUCCUCAGUUAUUCUUGCAUUGCCCUUAUGACUGUUGCUAUUAAUUACUGAAAAAAGGAAGGGCCUGCUUACAUCAGGACAGAGAGGUGAAGGAGAGCUCCAAGCUGCACAAAGCCCUUCACCCUUCUCUUGAAGGCAGACUGUAAAGACUAGGUGGCCUUUCCCAAGCCUCUGUGUCUUCUUUUUGUCUGUAGCUGAGGAGAACCUUAAAAAGUGAAUAUAAGAAACAACAGCACACAGCCCUCUUGGAAAGAAGAGAAUGAUGUGCACCAUUCAUGGUGUCUCCCUCUGAUUUGAUGUGACAGCAGAGCACUCUAAGCACUGUCUCAGGAAACCAAGUGUAGGCAAAAUAUCUGCUUCCAUCUUCCCUAGCCCAUCCCCUCCAGCUACAGCUGAGAUACGCCUGCAAUUCGCCAACUGUGUCACGUCUUGCAGAAGGGUCUGUUCUCAAAAGUGUUGAAGACAGCUUCAAAUGAACUUCAGUAAUGGCUCAAAAAGUGAAAACUCAGCUCUUCUGCCUGCUCAUUUCAGGCUGGCAACUCAAGAGAAAGCCAUUGUGGCCAACUCUGCUGAAGCCUUUUGCCAAAGCAAAGACAAUUGUGCCCACAGCCUUCCCUGGUUUGGCACCUGGCUGCUGCGGACGCCUCAGUGCGCAGGUGCCGACGUUGGGGCUGCUGCUGUUCCUGUGCACACUCUGCUGCUGUUUCUAUGGGCUCCAGAGCCGCUUGGGCAGCAGCCACUGGGCAGCCCUGCUGGAGGAGACAUCGCCGCCCUCCCCAUGGUGGCAGCAGCUCUGCGGGCCCCGAGCUCUGUGUCAGGGGGGCCUCGGUCACAGCAGCGUGGCCUGGGCAGCCGCGAGGGCCCGGCCUGGCCGCC